GGUGGGAGUUGUGCGGGACCGGUUUGUUGGCUGCGGUGCUCGGGUACCCCCGGAGCCCCCGGCAGCGCCAUGCCGCACACGGUCACCCUGUACGGCCCCUCGCCCUGGGGUUUCCGGCUGGUGGGGGGCAAGGACUUCAGCACCCCGCUGACCAUCUCCAGGAUUAAUCCUGGGAGCAAGGCAGCACUGGCUAAUCUUUGUCCAGGAGAUGUCAUCCUGGCAAUUAAUGGAGAGAGCACAGAAUAUAUGACCCACCUGGAAGCCCAAAAUAAGAUCAAAGGAUGCAUGGACUACCUGUUGCUGUCAGUGAACAGGACUGAAGCCAAGAACUGGGCCCCUACUGCUCCAGAGGAUGGCAAAGCCCAGGCUUACCGAAUCAACAUUGACUCAGAUUUGCAGGACAAAGGGCCCGCUCUCAGCCGGAGGUCAUCGGCUGGAGGAAGCCCCACAGAAGGCAGGCUGGGUUUGGCUGUCCAACACAACACACCCACAAGGCUCUAUGCCCACAACAACGGGGAGACCAGUCUGCAGGCCCAGAUGAACGCCCUCCACAUGAGCCCUCCACACAGCACCGAAUCCUUGAGGUCCCUCCCAAGGAACAGGAAUGGCAUCGAUGUGGAGUCAGAUGUCUACAAGAUGCUCCAGGAUCCUGGCGAGCCCGCUCCAGCACCCAAGCAGUCUGGCUCCUUCAGAUAUCUGCAGGGCAUGCUGGAGGCCGGAGAGAACGGUGAAAAGGCGGACCGGCCAGCCGGCCCCAGGAACCUAAAGUCUCCAGGCUCCAAGCUGGGAGGAGCCAUGUCCAGCCUGCAGUUGCUCCCCGAGUGCACCAGAUGUGGGAACGGGAUCGUCGGGACGAUCGUCAAAGCCCGGGACAAACUCUACCACCCGGAAUGUUUCAUGUGCGAUGACUGUGGCCUGAACCUGAAGCAGAGAGGCUACUUCUUCAUUGAGGAGCGACUUUACUGCGAAACCCACGCCAAGGAGAGGGUCAAGCCCCCGGAAGGCUACGAUGUGGUGGCCGUCUACCCGAACGCCAAAGUCGAACUGGUCUGAACCAGGAGUCCUGCUUCCCUGUCCCUUUUCUCUCUCCCUCCCCACUUCCCUCCCUUCAAGCCCUCCCCAAACCCACUCCCUUCCACAGGCUGAGCUUUUGCAGGUGACCAAAACCUCACAGUCACAUGACAUCUCCCUCCAUACAAUGGUUUGCCCUCCCAGAUGGAGAGGGCUUGAGGCUGGAAGGGUCUGUAUGGUUAACUCCCUUCUUAUGCUCUUCAGUGCCUCGGUUAUAGUCUUUGCUUUUGUUAACAUUUCUGCCAUGGCCUCAUCCCAAAUCUGUGUAAAUAUCUGAAUAAUUUUCUACCUUGUCUCAAAUAAAACCAGUCUUCUUUAUUUUUA
Molecule: messenger RNA, 1395 nt
Organism: Tachyglossus aculeatus (Australian echidna)
Lineage: Eukaryota; Metazoa; Chordata; Mammalia; Monotremata; Tachyglossidae
Gene: PDLIM4
Product: PDZ and LIM domain 4
Exons: 7
Coding region: 70-1053 (327 amino acids)
Biological process (GO): heart development; muscle structure development; actin cytoskeleton organization
Cellular component (GO): stress fiber; Z disc; adherens junction
Molecular function (GO): actin binding; muscle alpha-actinin binding
Source: RefSeq, a predicted model, not a curated record